GUAAGACAAUGAGGACAAACUUAACGUGUUUGCUACUCCACCGGCUACACACAGCACCACAAAAAUUAUCGUUUUAAUCACACCGUAAACAGAAUAAUUAAACAGAGUACCAAUGUUUAGAAAUAAUAGAUCGACUGUAUGAAAUAUAUUAGUGAAGUAUAUGAGAUUAAUGCGCUGUUUAGGAGCAGGAGUCGCGUAGUUACAGUUCUAUGCUAACACAGUGACCAUGGCUGCAGUGUUUUUGAAAACUCACAUCAAUGGAACUAUAAACAAACAUCUGCUGACGCUGAUCUGGACCAAAGGAUCCGUCAGACAUGGCUCUGUGGGCCGGAUCGAGAAGGUGGUCAUCGCUAACAGAGGAGAGAUCGCCUGUCGGGUGAUGAGGACGGCCAGGAAGAUGGGGGUUCGUUCGGUCGCGGUUUACAGCGAUGCAGACAGGCAGUCCAUGCAUGUGGCCAUGGCGGACGAGGCGUAUCACAUCGGUCCAGCAGCGUCUCAGCAGAGUUACCUGUGCAUGGACAAGAUCCUGGACGUGGCCAAAAAAUCCUCUGCACAGGCGGUUCACCCCGGAUAUGGUUUCCUCUCUGAAAACACUGAGUUUGCCGAACAGUGCAAACAGGAAGGCAUCAUCUUCAUUGGCCCUCCUUCAUCAGCCAUUCGGGACAUGGGCAUCAAAAGCACAUCCAAACACAUCAUGUCAGCUGCCGGCGUGCCAAUCAUCGAGGGUUACCAUGGAGACGACCAAUCAGAUGCGAGACUUCAGAGCGAGGCAGCAAGGAUUGGUUACCCUGUGAUGAUCAAAGCGGUUCGAGGAGGUGGAGGAAAGGGAAUGCGAAUCGCGCAGUCAGAAGCAGAGUUUCAUGAACAGCUGGAGUCCGCAAGAAGAGAAGCUCGCAAAUCCUUCAAUGAUGACGUGAUGCUGAUAGAGAAGUUUGUUGAAAACCCCAGACACGUGGAGGUGCAGGUGUUUGGAGAUCAGUAUGGGGACGCGGUGUAUCUGUUUGAGAGAGACUGUAGUGUUCAGAGGCGACACCAGAAGAUCAUCGAGGAGGCUCCAGGGCCAGGCAUCAGUCCUGAGGUCAGGAGGAAACUUGGAGAGGCCGCGGUUCGAGCAGCUAAAGCAGUCAACUAUGUCGGAGCAGGAACUGUGGAGUUCAUCAUGGACGCGCAGCACAAUUUCUACUUCAUGGAGAUGAACACGCGUCUGCAGGUGGAGCAUCCGGUCUCAGAGAUGAUCACAGGAACUGACCUGGUGGAGUGGCAGCUGCGGGUAGCCGCGGGAGAGAAGCUUCCUCUCACUCAGGAGCAGAUCGAGCUGCGAGGUCAUUCAUUUGAAGCCAGAAUAUAUGCUGAAGACCCCAAUAACAACUUUCUUCCCGGAGCAGGACCUCUGUUACACCUGUCCACACCACCGGGAGACCAGAACACUCGCAUCGAGACGGGAGUCAGAGAAGGUGAUGAAGUCUCCGCUCAUUAUGACCCGAUGAUCGCGAAACUGGUGGUUUGGGGUGAAGAUCGUUCAGCCGCUCUGAAGAAACUCAGAUACUGCCUUCGACAAUACAAUAUCGUGGGUCUCAACACCAACAUCGACUUCCUGCUGAGCCUGUCGGGACAUCCAGAGUUUGAGGCGGGAAACGUUCACACCAGCUUCAUCCCGCAGCACUACGAUCAACUGUUUCCAGCCGCUCAGAGUCCGUCAGGGGAAGUGAUCUGUCAGGCGGCGCUCGGCCUGCUGCUCCGAGAAAAACAGCAGACGCAGAAAUACAGAGAGCAGACCAGUGACGUGUUUUCUCCGUUUGCCUCCAGUAACGGGAGACGAUUGAACGUUCUGCAAUGCAGAAACAUGAGCCUGCAGCUCGGAGACAACAAAGUGGCAGUAUCAAUUACCUACAACCCUGACGGCACAUACAGUAUGGAGACUGGUGGUCAGGUGUUUGCUGUAUCAGGAGAGCUCCAGCUGGAGGGGGACGUGACGUACCUGUGCUGCUCAGUCAAUGGAGUUCUGUCCCGACCCAAACUGGUCAUCCUGGACAACACCGUACACAUCUUUUCUAUGGAAGGAAGUGCGCAAGUGGACGUCCCAGUGCCCAAGUUUCUGGCAGGUGUCAGUGGCUCCAGUGCACAGGGUGGCGCUGUUGCACCCAUGACCGGCACUAUAGAAAAGGUUUUAGUCAAGGCUGGAGACUCAGUCCAGAAAGGAGAUCCAUUAAUGGUGAUGAUUGCCAUGAAAAUGGAGCACACCAUCCGCGCACCCAAAGCCGGCGUCAUCAAGAAGGUGUUCUUCAAGGAGGGCUCGCAGGCCAGCAGACAUGCAGCUUUGGUGGAGAUGGAGGAGGAAGAGGAGGCCGCUGGAGAAGAGUAAAGACACACCAUGAAAAAUACACUCAGAUCGAUCCUCAUUAAAAUCUAGUGAAGCACUACACUUUACUUUGGACCUUUAGAGAUUUAAGAAGCUCACUUAAAACCGUUUUGAUUAUGUAAAAGCAUUUGGUGUCACUUGUAGCUUGCUUUGUGUGGAUUUUCCUGAUUAUUUAGUGUUUUAGUAAUUAUUUUGUACACAAAAAUAACCACACACAUUUAAACAAAACCAUCUCUCUGAUGUUGUUGUCUGCCCCAUACUUAUUACCAAUAUCAAAGGAUUGGUUAACACUGAUUUGUGGUGAACAAGGUGCCUUGAUGUUGGUUUGACAAGAAUCUGUAACGACUUACACUUAAUCAUUAAAGAUUUCUUUUCUA
Molecule: messenger RNA, 2736 nt
Organism: Danio aesculapii
Lineage: Eukaryota; Metazoa; Chordata; Actinopteri; Cypriniformes; Danionidae
Gene: mccc1
Product: methylcrotonyl-CoA carboxylase subunit
Exons: 19
Coding region: 227-2362 (711 amino acids)
Cellular component (GO): mitochondrion
Molecular function (GO): methylcrotonoyl-CoA carboxylase activity; ATP binding; metal ion binding
Source: RefSeq, a predicted model, not a curated record